CCGGGCCCCGCCGCUCGCCCCGCAUCGGCCGCCGCGGGCCCGGCCCGGAUGGCUCUGUGCAACGGGGAUUCCAAGCUGGAGAAUGCUGGAGGAGAUCUCAAGGAUGGCCGCCACCACUAUGAAGGAGCUGUUGUUAUUCUGGACGCUGGUGCCCAGUAUGGGAAAGUCAUAGACCGGAGAGUGAGGGAACUGUUCGUGCAGUCUGAAAUCUUCCCACUGGAAACACCAGCAUUUGCCAUCAAAGAGCAAGGAUUCCGUGCUAUUAUCAUCUCUGGAGGACCUAAUUCUGUGUAUGCAGAAGAUGCUCCCUGGUUUGAUCCAGCAAUAUUCACUAUUGGCAAACCUGUUCUUGGAAUUUGCUAUGGCAUGCAGAUGAUGAAUAAGGUAUUUGGAGGAACUGUGCACAAAAAAAGUGUUAGAGAAGAUGGAGUCUUCAGUAUUACUGUGGAUAACUCAUGCUCAUUAUUCAGGGGCCUUCAGAAGGAAGAAAUCGUUUUACUUACCCACGGAGAUAGUGUAGACAAAGUAGCUGAUGGAUUCAAGAUUGUGGCACGUUCUGGGAACAUUGUGGCAGGAAUAGCAAAUGAAUCUAAAAAAUUAUAUGGAGCCCAGUUCCACCCUGAAGUUGGCCUUACAGAAAAUGGGAAAGUAAUACUGAAGAAUUUCCUCUAUGAUAUCGCUGGGUGUAGUGGAACUUUCACUGUUCAGAACAGAGAACUUGAGUGUAUUCGGGAGAUCAAAGAGAGAGUAGGCACUUCAAAAGUUUUGGUUUUACUCAGUGGUGGUGUAGACUCAACAGUUUGUACAGCUUUGCUGAAUCGUGCUUUGAACCAAGACCAGGUCAUUGCUGUGCACAUUGAUAAUGGCUUUAUGAGAAAACGAGAAAGCCAGUCUGUAGAGGAGGCCCUCAAAAAGCUUGGAAUUCAGGUUAAAGUGAUAAAUGCUGCGCAUUCUUUUUACAAUGGAACAACUACUUUACCAAUAUCAGACGAAGACAGAACUCCACGAAAAAGAAUUAGCAAAACAUUAAAUAUGACCACAAGUCCUGAAGAGAAAAGAAAAAUUAUUGGGGAUACGUUUGUUAAGAUCGCCAAUGAAGUAAUUGGGGAAAUGAACCUGAAACCAGAAGAGGUAUUUCUUGCGCAAGGUACUUUACGGCCUGAUCUCAUUGAAAGUGCAUCCCUUGUUGCAAGUGGCAAAGCUGAACUCAUCAAAACCCACCACAAUGACACAGAGCUUAUCAGAAAGUUAAGAGAAGAGGGAAAAGUAAUAGAACCGCUGAAAGAUUUUCAUAAAGAUGAAGUAAGAAUUUUAGGCAGAGAACUUGGACUUCCAGAAGAGUUAGUUUCUCGACAUCCAUUUCCAGGUCCUGGCCUGGCAAUUCGAGUAAUAUGUGCUGAAGAACCUUAUAUUUGUAAGGACUUUCCUGAAACAAACAAUAUUUUGAAAAUAGUAGCUGAUUUUUCUGCAAGUGUUAAAAAGCCACAUACCCUAUUACAAAGAGUCAAAGCCUGCACAACAGAAGAGGAUCAGGAGAAACUGAUGCAAAUUACAAGUCUGCAUUCACUGAAUGCCUUCCUGCUGCCAAUUAAAACUGUCGGUGUGCAGGGUGACUGUCGUUCCUAUAGUUACGUUUGUGGGAUCUCAAGUAAAGAUGAGCCUGACUGGGACUCUCUUAUUUUCCUGGCUAGGCUUAUACCUCGUAUGUGUCACAACAUUAACAGAGUUGUCUAUAUAUUUGGCCCACCAGUUAAAGAACCUCCUACAGAUGUUACUCCCACUUUUUUGACGACAGGGGUGCUCAGUACUUUACGUCAAGCUGAUUUUGAGGCCCAUAACAUUCUCAGGGAGUCUGGGUAUGCUGGAAAAAUCAGUCAGAUGCCAGUGAUAUUGACACCAUUACAUUUUGAUCGGGACCCACUCCAGAAGCAGCCUUCCUGCCAGAGAUCUGUGGUUAUUCGAACCUUUAUUACCAGUGAUUUCAUGACUGGUAUACCUGCAACACCUGGCAAUGAGAUCCCUGUAGAGGUGGUGUUAAAGAUGGUCACUGAGAUUAAGAAGAUUCCUGGUAUUUCUCGAAUUAUGUAUGACUUAACAUCAAAGCCCCCAGGAACUACUGAGUGGGAAUAAUAAACUACUUGUUCUGUUAAA
Talpa occidentalis (Iberian mole) is the source of this 2151-nucleotide messenger RNA. It is a transcript of the gene GMPS, whose product is annotated as guanine monophosphate synthase. NCBI's taxonomy places the organism in Eukaryota, Metazoa, Chordata, Mammalia, Eulipotyphla, Talpidae. Gene Ontology annotation, molecular function: GMP synthase activity; GMP synthase (glutamine-hydrolyzing) activity; ATP binding. The transcript is spliced from 16 exons. The coding region runs from base 49 to 2130 and encodes 693 amino acids. The record is from RefSeq and is a predicted model, not a curated record. Gene Ontology annotation, biological process: GMP biosynthetic process. Gene Ontology annotation, cellular component: cytosol.